Saccharomyces mikatae IFO 1815 is the source of this 1113-nucleotide messenger RNA. RefSeq names its product Ucc1p (gene UCC1). Bases 1 to 1113 code for a protein of 370 amino acids. The transcript has a single exon. The record is from RefSeq and is a predicted model, not a curated record. NCBI's taxonomy places the organism in Eukaryota, Fungi, Ascomycota, Saccharomycetes, Saccharomycetales, Saccharomycetaceae.
AUGAAUCAGAGCGAUCGGAGCUUGAUGGAUUUACCACUGGAGAUCCAUCUAUCAUUACUAGAAUACGUGCCGAAUGAACUUCGUGCUGUUAACAAAUACUUUUACGUUCUGCAUAACCAUAGUUACAAGGAGAAGAGCUUGGCAUGGAUAGCUCAGGACAACUAUAUAUGGACCGUUAUCAAAACUUCGUUGUGUCUCUACGUCAAAAGCUUGGAUCCGCUUCGGCAGUAUGCUAGAGAAAUCAUUCAAGAUACGGCAGAACCAGGCUCUAACGUUUUGUUGUGUAAGACGAAAUACAUCGCUGAUUCAUGGUAUAUAGUAUACAAUGCACUGCAAUAUCCUGGAAAAAUAAUCAAUAUAGAAUGGCACAAAUACAACAAAAAAUAUCAGAGUUUAAGCACGGAAGAUUCCAAUAGUAGCUUUAGUAAUCGGCCCAAGGAGAGAACUCUCAUGCAGUCGUUGACUGCAAUACCGGUUGACUUUUGGUCCAGAAGGAAAGACGAACCUACACCAGUGAACGUUUGGUUUUAUGUGAAAAAUGCGCACGUUGCCAGAUACAUACCGAAAAUUAUUACAGAAAUAGGCAUAUGCAACUAUGGGCCGAAGCAGAUCGUGGCAAGUGCAGGCUAUAUUAAUGAACUGAUAACAUCUGAAGGGACGUACUGUAUUAAUUUAGGGCAUCUUCCUAGGUUGUACAAUGAACAAAUUUUUGAAGGUACCGGAACGACACACCUCCCCCUGGAGUUGAAGACCAUUGAUAGAACAGACUCAGAUGUUUGUAUCAAUGGGGAUUUAGUAUUGCUAGGUUAUGACUUUAUUCCGUACCAAAUAUCGAAACCGUGGCUACUCUUCAGAAUUGAGCAGGUAAAUGGCAUUGAGGCAAUUUUCAACUAUAGCGAAUGUUCUUUUUCAUAUAAGUUUGCGUGGAGCUUGGCCUGCUUGCAAUCUGAAGAGAAAAUCAAACUUCCUAAAGAUACGAUUAGCGGUCACAGUUCAUCUUAUAAGCCUUCCAAAUUGAUAAGAAGUUUUGUUUACAAGCAUCCGGAACAAAAACAAGACCUUGAUCAAGAAAUAGCAUUGCCCAAUUGGAAUACUCCUUAUCUUCGAAGAUGA